Fusarium musae is the source of this 1554-nucleotide messenger RNA. RefSeq lists its product as uncharacterized. The transcript has 2 exons. NCBI's taxonomy places the organism in Eukaryota, Fungi, Ascomycota, Sordariomycetes, Hypocreales, Nectriaceae. The record is from RefSeq and is a predicted model, not a curated record. Bases 1 to 1554 code for a protein of 517 amino acids.
AUGUCUUCGCUUGAGAGGUUGCCCCCUGAAAUUCUCCAAGAAAUCGUGUCGUACCUCCACGAUGGCUAUGAGCGUCAUCACUUCGGUGGAUACGACCCUCCUCUAGGCCAACACGAGAUAGCGGGGAUCAAGCGCCGCUCAUACCUAGCAUCUCUACGUGCUGUAAAUCUUCUAUUCUACGAUAUUAUCACACCCAUUCUUUUUCAGCAUGCCAUCAUUUACUCUGGCAGCAUCAUAAAAAGAUGGGGCGUAACCGCCGUGACCAGCAACGGCGUUACGGGUACUGCUCGUCUUGUGAAACUGUCAAAGAAUCCUCAGCUUCGCGAAAUUGUCCGCCGGCUGGAAAUUUGCUUGAAAAUAAAGGGUCCAAAUGAUUUCCAAGAAUACAAGCCUGUGAUUGAGGAGAGGGAUAAGGAUUUGCAGUACAUUGCACGAAUGGGCUCAGUGAUUCAUAGCGCAUUGCCUCGGUUUACGAAUCUCAAGAUCCUGAAGCUCAACUUUGAGGACAUUCCUUACAGUUACAGUCAGGACUUUGAUGACCCUGGCCUGAAUAGUUGUUGCUGGGUUCAAGACACAGAGAAUUUCUUCGAGUCCCUGGCAACAGCUCUCUUCAGAUCUGGGCUCAAGAAUCUUGAAGAACUCGACCUAUCGCUGCCUCUCGCUUAUGACUUUGGGCAUUUUCUCGAGGAUGACGAUGAUGGGGGACCGCACUCUCCAAAGGCAUUCUUCAAGCGGCUCAAGCGUCUGAGUGUUCACUACGGACACUGUACUGAGGAAGACGAGGACCUGGAAUUUCGGUAUAACCAAUCUAAUCAAAAGUUCGACAGAAAUCUCCGAGAGUUGAUGCCACUCGCAACAAACCUGGAUACCUUGAAGGUGAAAGGGCCCGAUGUGCUGGUGCUGGAUUCAGCCAGCUUGGAACCCUUGACCUUGGAAGUACUAGACCUACAGAGCCUAUCCAUAACAGGGGAAGCACUUAUCGAUCUCUUUCAACGGUCCACGGCCCUGCGAGAAGUUGUGCUAAUGGGAGUCUAUCUCGAGUCCGGCACAUGGGUCGACAUCCUCACGGCUCUGAGCAAAACGACACUCACAGAUUUCUACAUCGAAACAUGCGGCUAUCAAAAAGAAGGCGAUACUAUCCUCCGCGUCCCCGUCGAUCAAAUUGACCAAGCCAACCAGGACGAUAGUUAUAUCGAGACCAACCGCGCCGAAGACCUUGAGGCGUGUGAAUUGGUGUUUGUGCGGGUUCAUGAGAAUAUGCGCAAGAUACACGGGGAUAAAUACGAUGAGGCGGCGGCUGAGAAGAAGAGAGAGGCUCUGCAUCAGGAUAUUAUUCGGAAGACAGGCUCGCUUGGGGAGUUUUGUAGGAGGUUUUUUGCGGAGAUUGAGCAGGAGGAGGAUAGUGAUGAUGAUGAAGAUUCUGAUGAGGAUAGGGAGAACAUAGCUGAGUUUCUUGAUUUUGCGUUUGGUCAGCGUACUGGAGAUACAGAUGACGAAGCUGGUCUCUCUUCGGAUGUUGAGUCGUCGGAUGCAGGUUUGUCUGGCGAUGAGUAG